Messenger RNA from Chrysochloris asiatica (Cape golden mole), 3216 nucleotides. RefSeq names its product AE binding protein 1 (gene AEBP1). The record is from RefSeq and is a predicted model, not a curated record. Lineage: Eukaryota; Metazoa; Chordata; Mammalia; Afrosoricida; Chrysochloridae. Gene Ontology annotation, molecular function: DNA-binding transcription repressor activity, RNA polymerase II-specific; metallocarboxypeptidase activity; zinc ion binding. Bases 1 to 3216 code for a protein of 1071 amino acids. The transcript has 20 exons. Gene Ontology annotation, biological process: proteolysis; negative regulation of transcription by RNA polymerase II.
AUGGCGCCCCUGCUCGGCUGCCUCCUGCUGCUGCUGGCGCUGUGUCCCUGGGGGCGCCCUCAGACCGUGCUGACUGACGAUGAGAUCGAGGAGUUCCUCGAGGGCUUUCUGUCCGAAGUGGAGCCACAGACCGGAGAGGACGACGGAGAGCCCACCCCGCCGGUCCGCAAAAUCCAGACAGAGGGCAAGAAGGAGGCGCGGCCGGGGGCAGCAAGAGAGGCACCUCUGGAAAAGGCUAAAGACAAAGGAAAGAAAGGGAAGAAGGACAAAGGUGCCAAGCCAACUAAGCUGUCCUCAGAGGGGCCUCCCAGGCCAACCAAGAAGCCCAAGGAGAAGCCACCCAAGGCUACCAAGAAGCCCAAGGAGAAGCCACCCAAGGCCACCAAGAAGCCCAAGGAGAAACCACCCAAGGCCACCAAGAAGCCCAAGGAGAAGCCACCCAAGGCCACCAAGAGGCCUAUAGCUGGAAAGAGACCACCCACCCUGACCCCCACAGAGGUGCCGGAGUGGCCGCUGCCCUUGCUCCCCAAGGAAAUACCCCAGGAGGGAGAACUGGAGGAGGAGCUGCCCACACUGGACUAUAAUGACCAGAUAGAGCGGGAAGACUACGAAGACUUUGAGUACAUCCAGCGCCGGAAGCAGCCCAGACCCUCACCGAACAGGAGGAAGCCUGAGAAGCCUGAAGAAAAUUCUGCACCCACUCUGCCCCGGCUGGUGGUUGAGGACCUGGAGGAGGGGACCGAGCAGCCCCUGGAGCCCCCACCACCCCCACCCAGCCCUGACUAUGGUGAUGGCUAUGUGAUCCCUGACUACGACAACAUUGACUACUACUUCCGGCUUCCUCAGCCUCCAAAGCCAGAUGCUGGACCCGAUGAAGAGGAGACAUUGAGGAAAACCAAAAAGGAGGAGAAGGACAAGUGGGCAGUGGAGAAGGGCAAAGAUCACAAAGGGAAGAGUGAGGAAGAUGAGUGGGCUCCAGUGGAGAAAAUCAAAUGCCCCCCUGUUGGAAUGGAGUCACACCGAAUUGAGGACAACCAGAUCCGAGCCUCUUCCAUGCUGCGGCACGGCCUGGGGGCCCAGCGUGGACGACUUAACAUGCAGGCGGGCCCCAAUGAAGAUGAUUACUACGAUGGGGCGUGGUGUGCUGAGGAUGACCCUCGGACGCAGUGGAUCGAGGUGGACACCAGGAGGACCACCAGAUUCACCGGUGUCAUCACCCAGGGCCGUGACUCCAGCAUCCAUGAUGACUAUGUGACCACUUUCUUUGUGGGAUUCAGCAAUGACAGCCAGACAUGGAUGAUGUACAGUAACGGUUAUGAGGAAAUGACCUUUCGAGGGAAUGUGGACAAGGACACGCCAGUGCUGAGUGAGUUCCCGGAGCCAGUGGUGGCCCGCUUCAUACGCAUCUACCCCCUCACCUGGAACGGCAGCCUCUGUAUGCGCCUUGAAGUGCUCGGCUGCCCCUUGGCCCCUGUCCACAGCUACUACGUACAGAACGAAGUGGUGGCCACUGACAACUUGGACUUCCGUCACCACAGCUACAAGGACAUGCGCCAGCUGAUGAAGAUGGUGAACGAGGAGUGUCCCACCAUCACCCGCACCUACAGCCUGGGGAAGAGCUCACGCGGACUAAAGAUCUAUGCCAUGGAGAUCUCCGACAACCCUGGCGAGCAUGAGCUAGGGGAGCCCGAGUUCCGCUACACAGCAGGAAUCCAUGGCAACGAGGUGCUGGGCCGCGAGUUGCUGCUGUUCCUCAUGCAGUACAUGUGCCGUGAGUACCGCGACGGGAACCCGCGCGUGCGCAGCUUGGUGCACGACACUCGGAUCCACUUGGUACCCUCGCUGAACCCCGAUGGCUACGAGGUGGCAGCUCAGACGGGCUCAGAGUUUGGGAACUGGGCGCUGGGGCUCUGGACGGAGGAGGGCUUUGACAUCUUCGAGGACUUCCCGAAUCUCAAUUCCGUGCUUUGGGCUGCCGAGGAGAAGAAAUGGGUCCCUUACAGGGUCCCCAACAACAACCUACCCAUUCCUGAGCGUUACCUCUCCCCAGACGCCACGGUGUCCACAGAAGUCCGGGCCAUUAUCGCCUGGAUGGAGAAGAACCCCUUCGUGUUGGGAGCGAACUUGAACGGUGGCGAGCGGCUUGUGUCCUACCCCUAUGACAUGGCCCGCACGCUGAGCCAGGAGCAGCUGCUGGCUGCGGCUAGGGCAGCUGCCUUGGGAGAGGAUGAGGAUGAGGCGUCUGAAACCCAGGAGACCCCCGACCACGCCAUCUUCCGCUGGCUGGCCAUCUCCUUUGCCUCCACUCACCUCACUAUGACUGAGCCCUAUCGCGGAGGGUGCCAGGCUCAGGAUUACACCAGCGGCAAGGGCAUCAUCAACGGGGCCAAGUGGAACCCCAGAUCAGGGACUAUCAACGACUUUAGUUACCUGCACACCAACUGCCUGGAGCUCUCAGUCUACCUGGGUUGUGACAAGUUCCCACACGAGAGUGAGCUAUCGCGAGAGUGGGAGAACAACAAGGAAGCCCUGCUCACCUUUAUGGAGCAGGUGCACCGGGGCAUCAAAGGGGUAGUGACAGAUGAACAGGGCGUUCCUAUUGCCAAUGCUACCAUCUCCGUGAGUGGCAUCAACCAUGGUGUGAAGACAGCAUGUGGAGGUGAUUAUUGGCGCAUCCUGAACCCCGGCGAGUACCGUGUGACAGCCCACGCAGAGGGCUACACCCCAAGUGCCAAGACUUGCAACGUGGACUAUGACAUCGGGGCCACCCAGUGCAAUUUCAUCCUCUCCCGCUCCAACUGGAAGCGCAUCCGUGAGAUCCUGGCCAUGAAUGGGAACCGGCCCAUCCCUCGUAUUGACCCAUCCCGCCCUAUGACUCCCCAGCAGCGGAUGAUGCAAAGACGCAGACUUCAGUACCGCCUGAAAAUGAGGGAGCAGAUGCGCAUGCGCCGCGUCAACGCCACCACAGUGGACCCGGCCCUCUCCACCAGCUUGCCCCCCAGCUCCACUCCGGGUCCUUGGGGCCCGUUACUCCCCAUUACCACCACCACUACCACCACCACCACCAGUUGGGAUGAGAUGGAAACUGAGACCUACACAGAGGUGGUAACAGAGUUUGGAACUGAGUUCACCUUUGAGGAAGAAGAGCUGGCCACGGGCCCAGAAUUACCCUUCACGACAGCUGAGACCUAUACUGUGAAUUUUGGGGACUUCUGA